This is a messenger RNA of Sinocyclocheilus rhinocerous, 2343 nucleotides long. RefSeq names its product gamma-aminobutyric acid type A receptor subunit alpha6a (gene gabra6a). Gene Ontology annotation, biological process: monoatomic ion transmembrane transport. The record is from RefSeq and is a predicted model, not a curated record. Bases 95 to 1603 code for a protein of 502 amino acids. Gene Ontology annotation, cellular component: membrane. Gene Ontology annotation, molecular function: GABA-A receptor activity; extracellular ligand-gated monoatomic ion channel activity. The transcript is spliced from 10 exons. Lineage: Eukaryota; Metazoa; Chordata; Actinopteri; Cypriniformes; Cyprinidae.
UGCUUCAGUUCAGUACAUCACAUUAUGACCUCUAACCAUUGAUGCCUUAAUUUAUUUUAUUUUGUAUUUAUUUAUUUACUUUUUUGCAACAGAAAUGGCUCUUCUUUUGGCCUUGUUAUGUCUCACAAGUGUUGCAGAUGUAUUAGGAAAGCAAAGGAUAAAUUCAGAAAAUAUAACACGGAUUCUAGACCGACUUCUUGAGGGUUAUGGCAAUCGACUGCGCCCGGGAUCUGGAGUCUCUGUAACUGAGGUCAAAACAGACAUAUUCGUCACAAGUUUUGGACCAGUAUCUGAUGUUAAGAUGGAGUUCACCAUGGAUAUGUUUUUCCGCCAAAUGUGGGUUGACGAGAGGUUAGCCUUUCAGGGGCCCGUCGAAAUCUUGCCUUUGAAUAAUCGCAUGGUGGACAAGAUCUGGACGCCCGACAUGUUUUUUCGCAAUGCAAGGACGUCACUCGCACACAACAUGACGUCUCCUAACAAGCUGUUUCGAAUCAUGCAAAACGGAACGGUCUUUUACACCAUGAGGCUGACUGUAAGUGCAGUAUGUCCAAUGGUGUUGAUGGACUUUCCUAUGGAUGGACACACAUGUCCUCUCCUGUUUGGAAGCUAUGCUUACACUAAUCGUGAAAUCGUCUACACGUGGAGGAAGGGUCUUCAAGCAUCAGUAGAUUUUCCUCCAGAAUCAUCAAGCUUACUUCAGUAUGAUCUUGUGGGCCAGACCUUGUUCAGUGAAACAUAUAAAUUCAGCACAGGUCUGUAUUCUGUCCAGGUUGUCCAUUUCUAUCUUCAGAGGAAGCUUGGCUACCAUCUCAUCCAAACGUACAUCCCAUUAAUUAUGGUGGUUGUGCUGUCACAAGUCGCAUUCUGGAUCAACAAGGAGUCUGUCCCGGCUCGAACAGUGGCUGGAAUCACCACUGUGCUCACCAUGACCACUCUGAGCAUCAGCGCCCGCUCCUCGCUACCCAAAGUCUCCUACGCCACCGCCAUGGACUGGUUCAUCGCCGUCUGCUUUGCCUUCGUGGCUUCGGCCCUCGUCGAGUUUGCCGCGGUCAACUACUUUGCCACGCUCGAGGCCAACAGGGAAAAACACCGGCUCUCCAGGGCCUCCGUUCUGGAGUCCAUAGCCCAGGGCAGCGACGACGAGUCGGAGACGCCUCAGUCUGAUACCAGUGGCUUUAGCCUCAGAAGACGGGCGAACUCUGUGUCCGAGGCGCCCAGGACUCACAUUCCCAUCUUCCUUCAGGGCUCGGCUGUCCCACCCAACAUGAUGCUGGCAGGCACCAGUACCAUAGACAAAUACUCCCGCGUCCUCUUCCCUCUGGCCUUUGGGAUCUUCAACCUCAUCUACUGGGAGAUCGAGCGAGUUUCUUCUGAGAGGCGCAAGAUGUAUUCAGCAGUAAGACUCUCAAAGCUCUCCUUUGGACCGCUCUUUCUCUGUCUCUCACUUUCGUCAUCUAGCAACUUCAUCCCUGAUAGAGCACGAGGCUGUCUGACACUAUUUGACAAGCAUUUGAUCCUGUCCCUUUCCUAUUUGAUCACCUAUAUAGACUUUCCACUCCAUUUGCCUUUAUAUUCACAGCCGAGGGCCACGUUGUUAUACUAACCCUGGUACAUUGCAAACCCUCCUCUGGUUCUGCUCUAGUUCUGCUCUUCUGCAUGUAUGUGUUUGUGUGUUGAUGACAUAAUCUGCAGCUCUAACUGGUGAUGCAACAUUGAACUAAUGCUUUCAGUGGCCUGCCCUCUACAGAGACACGGCUCGCACUGCACUAGAUCAAAAGCGCCGGGUUUAUACUGACAGCUUCAAAGAUUUCGCCUUGAAAAUAAAGGAGAAAAAGUGCAUCCAUAGAACUGAACUUUUACUAACACCAUUCACACGCAUGCGUUUUCAGACACGUUUGGUGCCUCUCUUGACGCGGUGGCGCUGUAACAGAGGGAUAGAGUAAAUCUCAGUGUGGGGGGUGGAUAAUAUUUAAUAUGUAUUCUCAGCUUACGGUCUAUUUGAUGUUCUCUGAUGUUUCUCUGUGCAUCUAGUUCUCGGCUCUCUCUCUCUGUCGGGAGAACAUGCACAUGCCCAGGAAUGCAUGAUGAUGCUGCUGCCGUCGAUGUACUCAAACAUCUCAUAAGACAAUUGUGCUUAACAUUUAAAACCCAUUUGGAGGAGACAAUGUAGCACUGAAGAAUAAACAUGAAUUGCAUAAUGCGUAUAUGCAUUAGUGUUUCGCCUAAUUAGGAUAUUUUUUCUUUAUAUGUUAUAUUUAUCUGAUGGUCAACUCAUGCAAUCCACUAAACGUUUGAUGUUUAACCCUCAUGUUGCGUUACAGUCAUUUUUGGGGAGUUUAAAAA